Messenger RNA from Pezoporus occidentalis (night parrot), 718 nucleotides. RefSeq names its product branched-chain-amino-acid aminotransferase, mitochondrial-like. Gene Ontology annotation, cellular component: mitochondrion. Lineage: Eukaryota; Metazoa; Chordata; Aves; Psittaciformes; Psittacidae. Bases 1 to 705 code for a protein of 234 amino acids. Gene Ontology annotation, molecular function: branched-chain-amino-acid:2-oxoglutarate transaminase activity. The transcript has 6 exons. The record is from RefSeq and is a predicted model, not a curated record. Gene Ontology annotation, biological process: L-valine biosynthetic process; L-leucine biosynthetic process.
AUGGCGGCGGCGCUGCGGGGCCGGGGCCGCGGAGCGCCCCUCCCCCCCCAGCUCCUGGUGCGGCUCCUGAGCCCCCCCCGCAGGAGCGUGAGCCACGUGUUCAGGGCGGCCGAGCUGCAGGUGGAGCUGGCGGAGGGGGCACCGGCCCCGCCUGGGGGCGCCCCGGGCCCCUUCGGCCGCAGCUUCACCCCCCACAUGCUGUGGGUCGAGUGGAGCCGGGCCCGGGGCUGGGCCCCCCCCCGCAUCCGGCCCCUGCGGGACCUGAACCUGCACCCGGCGGCCUGCGGGCUGCACUACGGCAUCGCGCUCUUCGAGGGGCUCAAGGCUUUCCAUGGGGCCGACGGCCGCGUGCGCCUCUUCCGCCCGGAGCUGCACCUGGAGCGCAUGGAGCGCUCGGCCCGGCGCCUCUGCCUGCCCGCCUUUGACCGGGGGGAGCUCCUGGAGUGCAUCCGGGCGCUCGUGCGGGUCGAGCGCGAGUGGGUCCCGCGGGGGGGCGGCGCCAGCCUCUACAUCCGGCCCGUGAUGCUGGGAACAGAGGCGGCGCUGGGGGUUUCCCCUCCCGCGCAGGCGCUGUUGUUCGCCGUGCUCAGCCCCGCCGGGCCCUACUUUGGGGGGGGGGCGCUGAGCCCCGUGCGGCUCCUGGCGGACCCCGGGCACUGCCGGGCGUGGCCGGGGGGGGCGGGGAACUGCAAGGUGGCGGGGUGAGCGUGGGAACGGG